CGUUAACCUCUCACCAUCUUUGCUAUAUUUAGGCAUUGAUAUAUUUGCAAUGAAUGGACUUGGCUAUCAGCCUCUCAAUGGCAUCUCCUCCCUCCCCCUUUCUUGUCUUUUCACCUCCCACUUGUCUCUUUUCUCGUGGUAUGGUCGUCAUGUAUAGUGGAAAAGAUUAAUGCCAAGAGAUUGGGUUGGGUUCUGGAGGAGGAAGAGGCAGAGAAGGCAGGAUGCUGCAGCGGGCGGCGAGCAAUGCGUACUCAUGGUGGUGGGCGAGCCACAUCCGCACGAAGCAGUCCAAAUGGCUCGACAAUCACCUCCAAGAUAUGGAGCACAGGGUCAAGUGCAUGCUCUUACUCCUUGGAGAGGAAGCCGAUUCCUUUUCAAAGAGAGCAGAGAUGUACUACAAGAGGCGGCCUGAGGUGAUCACUCAGGUGGAAGAAGUGUACCGGAUGUACAGGGGUCUCGCCGACCGGUAUGACAUCAUGUCAGGGGAGCUGCACAAGGCAAACCACACCAUCGCAACCGCCUUCCCUGACCAGGUUCAGUAUGCAAUGCUAGAAGAGGAGGAUGACAAUGUCCCAAAGGCAUUCACCCCGGUCGAUCCGCGCAAGAUCCACAAGUCGACAGUGGAUGGGUUGCUGAAGAAGAAGAAAGGAGAAGCGCCAGGGCCCGGCGGGGCAAUGACGGAUCCAGCUCCGAUGAACAAGGAGAAUGCACGAGAAGAAAUCAGCAGGCUACAGAAAGCUAUACUUGUGAUGCAGACCGAGAAAGAGUUCAUCAAGAACUCGUAUGAGAGUGGCAUUGCCAAGUACUGGGAUCUUGAGAAGGAAAUCAAUGAGAUGCAAGAAAAAGCUUGCCACUUCCAGGACAAGUUUGACGUAAGCGCUGUGAUCGAGGACGAUGAAGCCAGAGCCUUGAUGACAGCGACGGCCCUCAAAUCCUGUGAAGACACCAUUGUCAGAUUGCAAGAACAGCGCAAGACCGCUGCUAGGCAGGCAUUGGACGAGUCUGAACGAGUCAAAGUGCUGAGGGAGAAGCUCAAGCCUAUACUGGACGAACAUGGCAAGUCUCUACCGGACCUGGCGGAGAAAAACAUACGGAAGAAUCAUGUCACGGAGAUGGGAGACGUGUACCAUGUGAAGCUGGGUGAGCUGCAGAUGCAGACAAUAGUCGACAAGAUCAAGGAAAACUUCACGAGCGACUGCAACAUCUCCAUGGACGAGAUCACGGAGCAGAUGGACGAGCUUGUCAACAAAGUUGUCGAUUUGGAGCUUAUGGUUUCGUCGCAGACCUCGCAGAUCGAAAGAAUGCACCGCGAAAAUGAGGAGCUGGAGAAUUCCGUCAAGAACCUGGAGGAAGAGAAAGGCUCGAGUGAAGUGGAAGAGAAGCUGAAGCAGGUGGAAGAGGAGCUGGUCAGAGUGCAGGCUCUCGAAAGCUCCUUCCAUAAAGACGAGAGCACGAUACGUUCAAACUUCACCGAAACGAUAAGCAGAUUCAGUAAUUUCGCCGACAUGUUGCAGUCGCCGGUUUGCGACUACCAGGCUGCUCACACGUCGGCGCUAGCCGGCGAGGAAGAACCGCCUCCUGCCGAGACAUCCAGCCCGCCUCCUGCCGAGCCAUCCAGCGAGGAAGAACCGCCUCCUGCCGAGCCAUCCAGCGAGGAAGAACCGCCUCCUGCCGAGCCAUCCAGCGAGGAAGAACCGCCUCCUGCCGAGCCAUCCAGCGAGAGCCAUCCACCUCCACCUAAGGAAGAAGAACACAAACAACAGGUAGAAGAAGAGAAGGCUACCGUGGUGCAGACUCCUCAACCCCAAGAAGCCAGCACUGGAGAUGAUGAUGCUGCUGCUGCUGCACCCGUUGAUGUGGCGAAAACAGGGGCGGCAGCGAGCACUACUGAUGCGUCUGUUGUAGAUGGCACUAAAAAUUCAGAUCAUGGGCAUGACAAGAUUUCCCGGCCGUGUUCGCUGGCACGGCUUCGCCACAUCUCCUCUAACGUCGGAGAAUCUGACGAGCAAAACGAGAAGGGCGAGAAGGGUUGUGCCGACGGCGACAUGAAGAAACUGCAGGAGCGGCUCAUGGACGGGCUGGAAGACAAGGAGAAGGUCCUGCUAUCCGAGUACACGUCGCUCCUGGAGGAUUACAAGGACACCAAGAGGAAGCUAUUGGAUGUGGAGAAGAAGAACCAGGAGUGCCUCAAUGAGAUCAGGUCGCUGCGCGAUCUCAUCGGAGAGAAGGAGAAAGAGAAGGAGAGGGAGAGGGAGAGGGGCAGCAUCAGAGGAGGACACAGGAGGACACCCAGCCUGAGCCAUCAGAGGAAGCAGAGCCUUUCUUCCAUCUCUAAGCUCAUCAGGAUGGGCUCAAGCAUGCAAGACGACCCUCCUGCUGCUGACCUUGACGACAUGAGGCUGCCGGCGAUCGCCGAGGUGGAGAACCCAUCGCCACUGGAGGAGAAGUUCAGGCGCGACAUCGACACGCUGCUGGAGGAGAACCUCGAGUUCUGGAUGAAGUUCAGCUCCUCCAUGGGCCGGGUGCAGGAGUUCCAGAACAAGUACGACGACCUCAGGAGGGUGGCGGCAGAUGGCGCCGACGGCGAGAAGAAGCUCCGGGCGCUCAAGACGGAGCUGCAGGUGUGGUCGGAGCAGAACGCGAUGCUACGGGGCGAGCUGCAGUGCAGGUUCACGUCGCUGUGCGACAUCCAGGAGGAGAUCUCGACGGCGCUGGAGAUGGACACGGAGCAGGCAGAGCAGACCGAGGAGGGCGCGCCGCGCUUCACCUCCUACAGUGCCGGCAAGUUCCAGGGGGAGGUGCUCAACAUGCAGCAGGAGAACAACCGGGUCUCGGACGAGCUGCAGAGCGGCCUGGACCACGUCAAGACCAUCCAGUUCGCAAUCGAGAAGAAGCUCAACGAGGGCGUCAACCUCUCCUCCUCCGCCUCGCCGGCAGAGGAGGGGGUGGAGGAGGGGCCGGACGGGGUGCUGGCGCGGGUGCCGACCAAGGCCAAGGUGCCGCUGCAGAGCUUCCUGUUCCCGGCCAAGCAAAAGAAGCCGUCGCUGUUCGCUCGCGUCACGCCGGCCGUGCUCCACAAGCAGCAGGUAGACAUGAAGUUAGACAUGAAGUUAGACAUGAGGUUCCUCCCCAAGUUGCCAAGGUAGCCACCCACACAAGCAGCAGCAGCAGCAGGGAUAUGUUAUGUCAUUUAGCUUACUUUAACUAACUAGCAGAUGCGAUACAUUUUCUUUAAUGAAAUUAAUGCUUCAAUGAUUGAACCAAACUAUUCGUGUUUUGUUUUCUAGGGCAUUGUAAUUUGUUGUAACCUCUGAGAUCAAUGGAAGAAAGACAAAUCAUUUUCCCCUUUUCA
Molecule: messenger RNA, 3352 nt
Organism: Hordeum vulgare subsp. vulgare (domesticated barley)
Lineage: Eukaryota; Viridiplantae; Streptophyta; Magnoliopsida; Poales; Poaceae
Product: protein NETWORKED 2D-like
Exons: 2
Coding region: 222-3146 (974 amino acids)
Molecular function (GO): actin binding
Source: RefSeq, a predicted model, not a curated record